AUGUUCAACACCACUCUGAGUCCAUCCACCAACCUCUACAUGAACUCUACCAGUGACCCCAGUGGACGACCACCAUGGUACCAGUUCCCAGUGUGCGCCGUGGCCCCUUAUGGCUUCAUUUUCUACUUUGGGGUCAAAGUGUUCAACCUGGCGGUGGGGACGCCCUGUAACGUCCUGGUCAUCUGGCAGAUCGCCAGCAAGAAGAGCGACGCGGCUACGUCGGACAUCUUCAUCUUCAGUCUGGCCAUCCUGGAUGCCUACUUCUGCCUGAUGACGCCCAUAGAGAUGGUCAACCGGUUGCUGCUGGACGACAGUCGCAUCUGGUACUUCCAAAGGUUCGCAUAUGGCCUCAAAGAUGUAGCACCACUCUUCUUGGUGUGCAUCUGCCUCGACCGGUACGUAGCCGUGGUUCACCCCAUACUGUUCACCGGUAUCCGAGACAACAAGAUCCGCUUCGGCAUCUCUGUGGUGGUCUGGGGGCUCAUCCUGGCUUACGGCCUCACCAAGAGCAUCCUGGGAGUCAUGAGCGUCAACGAAGUCUUCAGUGGCGUCAUCCUCUUUGCCUUCGCAGUCAUGGUCUUCUGCAACAUGUCCAUCAUCUGGGUGCUCCGUCGCUCCGUGGUGGGAAAAGAGGAGAUGCACCCGGUGAAGAAGAAGGCCUUCAAGAUGGUGCUGAUCAUCCUGGCCAUCAUCGUGGCGAACUACCUGCCCCCUGUGGCGCUCAUGCCCUUCGUGCCCUACUACACGUUUGUGCAGUUCCGCUGCCAGAUCAGCAUAAGCGUAUUCUCCAUCAUGGAUCUGAGCUGCAGCAUCGAGCCUCUCCUCUACAUCACCAAGAUGGAGCGCGUAGACAGCAAGUGCUGCGGACGGAGCUUUGCUAAGGCAGAAGAUGUCAAGGUGUGA
Scomber scombrus (Atlantic mackerel) is the source of this 903-nucleotide messenger RNA. RefSeq names its product G-protein coupled receptor 4-like. Bases 1 to 903 code for a protein of 300 amino acids. The record is from RefSeq and is a predicted model, not a curated record. Gene Ontology annotation, biological process: positive regulation of Rho protein signal transduction; phospholipase C-activating G protein-coupled receptor signaling pathway. The transcript is spliced from 2 exons. Lineage: Eukaryota; Metazoa; Chordata; Actinopteri; Scombriformes; Scombridae. Gene Ontology annotation, molecular function: G protein-coupled receptor activity. Gene Ontology annotation, cellular component: membrane.